Molecule: messenger RNA, 719 nt
Organism: Bombus impatiens (common eastern bumble bee)
Lineage: Eukaryota; Metazoa; Arthropoda; Insecta; Hymenoptera; Apidae
Gene: Ggamma1
Product: guanine nucleotide-binding protein subunit gamma-1
Exons: 1
Coding region: 35-247 (70 amino acids)
Biological process (GO): G protein-coupled receptor signaling pathway
Cellular component (GO): heterotrimeric G-protein complex
Molecular function (GO): G-protein beta-subunit binding
Source: RefSeq, a predicted model, not a curated record
UAUUCCAUACAAAAUUCUGUUGCCUUCGUCUGUUAUGGAUAUGGUGACCACCAAUUUACAACAACAACGGCAAAUUACGGAGCAGCUACGACGUGAAGCUGCUUUAAAACGAAUUACAGUUAGCAAAGCUGUUGAAGAUAUCAUGAAAUACAUUACAGAACACGAGCAAGAAGAUUAUCUUUUGGUUGGUUUUUCAUCACAGAAAUCGAAUCCCUUUCGUGAAAGAAGUUACUGUACCAUUUUUUAAACUUGCAUGUUUAAAGUAAAAAGCGAAUCAUUUCAAUUUUUUUCCUCUAAGUAUUUGUAUUUUGAUAUGUUUAAUUUAUUAUAUGAUUAGAAUGAAAUAUCGAGUCUAUUUGUAUCAUCAAUAUUCAAACAUUCAUUUAAUUACCUUAAGUUGAUUAAUUUGGGCCAUCAUUAUUAUUGUUUCUAUGCAAAUUUUGAUAUUUAUUUCAUGUAAACGUUAAACUUUAGAAUUAUGCAUUAAUAGUUUAUAUUUGAAGAAUUUCUAAUAUAAUUUGCUAAUGCUUUGUUAUAAUUCUAUUGGCCUAUAAAUUACCAUGAAAUACAUACGCACAAAAUAUUUCUAAUAUGUAUCAAUAUUAUCUUCAUAUGCAUAAGUAUAUACGCGAUACAAAAGUGAAAUGUUAUUUUGUACAAUGUUGAUCUUAUGAAAUGUAAUAUCUUUUAAAUAUGAGAACCUGUUACUCUACAAAGUA